AUGUCUGAGUUACACAGUUUUUACAUAUUUUUUAAAACGAAAUCCAUAUAUCGCAGCUUGUACACCGAAGCUGCUAAAAGGGCAGUGACGAAUUGCAUUUCCCAUGGAUUUAAAGACAAUAGAAGUGACCAGUAUAAUCAGGAAUCCUCGUUUGAGGCGACCUCGUCCUUUGAAAAUUCCCACCUGCUGGGUCUAAAAGACCACCAGGAUUCGAACCUGGAGCUAUACGAUCUUCACGACUUAAACGCCAGUCUCCUCAGCAAGGCGCAGGGCAGGAAAUCGUCGAUCAGCGAUGAUUCUUUGCCAGAUGAUCUCAUCGCCAAGUCAACGGUUAAUUUGUACGACAGCAUAGAUGAAAACCUUCACAAAAACUACGAAAAGCUGCUGCUCGGAUUCUUAACGGGGCUGACGUCGUUUAGUAAGACCAUCUGCGAGACUAACGACCUGAGGGACCCCGAGGGGCUUUCGGUGGCACACUUUAACGUAUGUAGCACACACCAGUUUAAAAUACACUAUUUUGAGACGAUAACAGGCUACAAGCUGGUUUGUUUAACAUCCUGCGAUUUCCCGAACCUGGAGGAGACUUUGAAGUCGAUCUACGUUGACCUGCUCAACAACUUGGUUCUCGCGAACCCUACCUACGUGGUCGGAUCCUGCAUCACCUCCUCGGAGUUCGAGCUGAUAGUCAGAAGGACCAUACUGUCGUCAAUAUAA
Messenger RNA from Theileria orientalis strain Shintoku, 714 nucleotides. RefSeq lists its product as uncharacterized. Gene Ontology annotation, biological process: endoplasmic reticulum to Golgi vesicle-mediated transport. Gene Ontology annotation, cellular component: TRAPP complex. The transcript has 2 exons. Bases 1 to 714 code for a protein of 237 amino acids. The record is from RefSeq and is a predicted model, not a curated record. NCBI's taxonomy places the organism in Eukaryota, Apicomplexa, Aconoidasida, Piroplasmida, Theileriidae.